GGUCGGUUACUGCCUUUACUAGUUUCCACGGGGUCUUCCACUGAUCGUGGUCGAAUGGACCAUGAAGGGAUGGCGACAAAGAAGAUAGUUUUCAUUGUAGUAGUAACUAAGAAGAACAAAUUAGAGUUUAGCGAAGUAAUUUAAAAAUUUACGUAACUAUCAAAAUUUGCUUAGUCGAGUUUCGACAAUAGACCUGCGAAGUUUUCGAAUAACGAUCUCCUAAGAAUCCCGCGAUCUAGUUCAACAAUUUUUUAAAACAAUUAAACUGAAAGUGAUCGCUGGAGUAACGUUCGUGGUUUUGAAAUAUUUUUGAAAAUUUAUAACGAAUUUUUUUAAUUUUGAGUGCCAAAAAUAAAUUGUAAUAACCGAAAUUAUUUUACUAAAACAGUGCCAGAGUCUGUGACAUAUUCUGAAAAAAGAAAUUUGCUGUUGUUUUAAGUUCAAGUGCUUUAACGAACUUUAAAGACCAAAUUAAUCCACAAUGAGUUCGAUAAUUACGCAGAGCAAACUUCUAUCACAAUCGAUGAAAAUAGCUGGAAGUUUCUCACCGAUUACUAUCAUUAUCUUAACUACUAUCAUUGGUUUAAUUUUCAUACGCAAUCGGCGGCGAUCGCGGGUGGUGAAAUUAAUCGAAAAAAUCCCUGGACCGUUAUCUCUCCCACUUAUUGGGAAUACACUGGAAUCAAAUGUCGAUCAUGAUGAAUUAUUUAUGCGUAUGACUGGAAUGGCAAAGCUCUGGGGUUAUCGUUACGGCAUUAACCGAGCCUGGCUUGGAGGUCCUUAUGUGUUUUUGUCGGAUCCUGAAACUGUUGAGCCCAUUUUGAAUAGUGCAAAAUACAUUGACAAAAGUCAGGAUUAUGACUUCUUACAACCAUGGUUGGGAACAGGUCUACUCACAAGUUGGGGACGCAAAUGGCACUCAAGGAGAAAGAUUUUGACUCCAGCCUUCCACUUCAAAAUUUUGGAUGAUUUUAUUGACGUAUUCAACGAGCAAAGUGCUGUUUUGGCCAAAAAAUUAGAAGCAGAAAUUAACAGUGAUUCAUUCAACGUAUUCCCCUACGUGACUCUGUGCACAUUAGAUAUUGUCUGUGAAACCGCCAUGGGUCGUAGAAUUCACGCUCAAAGUAACAGUGAUUCGGAAUAUGUGAAGGCUGUCUACGGAAUCGGCAGCAUCAUCCAAAAUCGUCAAUCAAAAAUUUGGCUCCAAUUCGAUUCUCUCUUCCGCCUUACCAACUACUACAAGCAACAUCAAAACUACAUCAACAUCCUUCAUGGAUUCUCAAACAAAGUAAUUCGCGAACGAAAGGAGGAAGUUCAAAAAAUGAAAGCGAUGACAAAUAACAACAAUAACAAUAACAACAACAACAAUGAAGAGGAAGCUUUUGGAAAGAAGAAACGUUUGGCUUUCUUGGAUCUUUUGAUUGAAGCUUCGAAGGAUGGCACCGCCUUGUCAAAUGAAGAUAUUCGUGAAGAAGUUGAUACGUUCAUGUUCGAGGGUCACGAUACAACAUCAGCCGCUAUCUCAUGGACCUUGUUCCUUCUUGGAUCCCAUCCUGAAUACCAAGAGCGAGUUGUACAAGAACUAGAAGAAAUUUUCGGAGAUGACAAAGAAACCCCAGCCACAAUGAAGAACUUAAACGACAUGAAAUACUUGGAAUGCUGUAUCAAGGAUGCCCUCCGUCUAUACCCAAGUGUACCAAUGAUGGGACGUUCAAUCACUCAAGAUGUUAAAAUUGCUGAUUACACUGUACCUGCUGGAACCACAGCCAUUGUCAUGACAUACAUGCUCCACCGGCACCCAAAGGUCUUCCGUAAGCCAGAACAAUUCAAUCCAGACAACUUCUUGCCAGAGAACUGUGUUGGACGACACCCAUUCGCCUACAUCCCAUUCAGUGCUGGACCAAGAAAUUGUAUUGGCCAGAAAUUCGCCAUUUUGGAAGAGAAAGCAGUCCUAUCCACAGUCCUCAGAAAAUAUAAAGUUGAAGCAGUUGACCGACGUGAAGACUUGACACUCUUAGGUGAAUUGAUUUUGAGACCUAAAGACGGUCUUAGAGUUAAGAUCACGCCCAGAAAGUAGGGGAGCUGAAAAGGCGAAAGUUAGCUUUGAAUUUAUAACUUAGGACAUAGCUUUUUUAUACCUAGUGAAGAUGUAAGAGUGUAAGUAAUGUAUCGACGAAUUUUGCGCUUAGGACUGAUAUUUAACAAAAUUUUUAGAUUAUUUUAUAAGUUGUACAAAACUACAUAUUAAAUAUACAAAUGGGUACCUAAUUUAUAUUUAAUAUGACAUGGAGUGUUCUUGAAUCUGCUACGCUGUAA
Messenger RNA from Hermetia illucens (black soldier fly), 2316 nucleotides. RefSeq names its product cytochrome P450 4c3 (gene Cyp4c3). The transcript is spliced from 8 exons. Bases 482 to 2077 code for a protein of 531 amino acids. The record is from RefSeq and is a predicted model, not a curated record. Gene Ontology annotation, molecular function: iron ion binding; heme binding; monooxygenase activity. NCBI's taxonomy places the organism in Eukaryota, Metazoa, Arthropoda, Insecta, Diptera, Stratiomyidae.